This is a messenger RNA of Moesziomyces antarcticus, 3885 nucleotides long. Its product is annotated as WD40 repeat-like protein. Gene Ontology annotation, biological process: tRNA wobble uridine modification; biosynthetic process. NCBI's taxonomy places the organism in Eukaryota, Fungi, Basidiomycota, Ustilaginomycetes, Ustilaginales, Ustilaginaceae. Gene Ontology annotation, cellular component: elongator holoenzyme complex. The coding region runs from base 1 to 3885 and encodes 1294 amino acids. The record is from RefSeq and is a predicted model, not a curated record. Gene Ontology annotation, molecular function: catalytic activity; protein binding. The transcript has a single exon.
AUGGCGCCGCACGCACAGAGCUCGUAUAUAUCGGCGGCGUUCAACCGCGCCAAUCACAUCGCAGACUGGGCCGAUGCUCCACACAGCACCAUCGCUUAUGCGGCCAACCGCUCGAUCGCCAUUUGGGAGCGGCCCGGCCACGCCGACUCGCCCGGUGUGACUCGGCUGCUUCCGACGCCCUUCAAGAAGGCGAUCACAUGCCUCAAGUUUGCGAAGCUGAGUUCGCUCUCAGCGCAUCCGUGUAUCGUUGCCGGAUCAGCCGACGGAUCGAUUGGCGUGUGGACUCUCGACGGCCAAGCCGAGUGGCAGCGGGUUCACACCAUCAAGGCGGCACAUCAAGGCUCAGUCUCGGCGUUGGGUGUAGCGCGCUCGCCAUUCGCAAGCUCUGCCUCCGAUGUGAUCGUGUCGGGCGCUUCCGACAUCCUGCUCAAGGUGUGGUCGCUGCCAAAGGAUGCGUCGCAAUCCGCCUCGGUGGUGCAGACGAUCGAUCUCAAAGGACGAUUCCCACUCGAUCUCUCGCUCAUUCAGCUGCCCGGAUCAUCCGCCAGCGCAAGUGCGCCAGCCAGUCUGCUGCUCGCUCUCGCCACAACCUCAAACAGGAUCGAUCUCUACACCUCCUCCACGGCUCCGGAAAGCUCCGACCGUCCCGGCUUCGAGUUCAAGCUCUCGCUCGAAGGCCACGAGGACUGGGUCAAGUCCCUCGAUCUCUGCAGUACUCUGACGGCAGAUGCAUCCCAGAACGAGCUUGACACGCUCAUGCUCGCCAGCGGAUCGCAAGAUGGCAGCGUCCGCCUCUGGAAGAUCGCCCCAAGCCUGGCCGACGAUGCCGAUCACCAACCCGACGCUGCUCCCACUUCCUCGCGCGCAGAUCACGACUUUGAGCAGAUGGCCUCCAAGAUCGAGUCGGAUCAGAGCACAAAAGCUGGAGAGAUCUCGACGCGCGCUCAUCCCUUCUCCGUCACCAGUGCGGAUGGCCUCACGCAAUCCUGGUCGGUGACGUUCGACGCCCUGCUCGUCGGCCACGACAACUGGGUCACGGGCGUUCGCUGGCAUCCCGCCGCUUCCUCGCAGGGCCAACACGUCCAUCAGCCCGCCGCACUCCUCUCGUCCUCGGCCGACAACAGUCUCAUCCUCUGGACGCCCACCGGUACAAACCCAGCAUCAACCACCCAUGCCGCCUUCCCCGCUUUCGACGCCACCUUACUCUCCAGCGGUGGUGCACGACACGCACGUGGCCCAACCAAUCAUAUUCUCGCCUCGUCCAUCUGGAUGCCCUCGGAGCGUUUCGGAGAGGUGGGCGGUGCCAGCAACCUCGGCUUCUUCGGCGCCCUCUGGAUGCCUUCCUCCUUCAGCUCUUCCACCGCCGAUCCACGACAGCCCGUCUCGGCCGUCGUGGCGCACGGAUGGGGAGGCUCUGCGCACAUCUGGACGCUGUCUCGCCCAUCGGCCUCGUCUUCCCGCGUGCAGUGGCAGGUAGGCGACCCCGUGACAGGUCAUUUUGCCGCUGCCAAAUCCGUCGCAUGGGAGCCCUGCGGCGACUAUCUGCUCAGCUGUUCCGACGACCAGACCACUCGGCUCCACGCCCGUCCCCUUCAGAAGUUUGCACAGGCGCUCGAUCCACGCACCGCCACCUGGCACGAGGUUGCGCGCCCGCAGUCGCACGGCUACGAUCUCCAUUCGGUCUCGUGGCUGGAUCGCCUCAACUUUGUCUCGGCCGCCGACGAGAAGGUGCUGCGUGUCUUUGCUGCCCCGCGCGGCUUUGUUGGAACGGUAGGCAAGCAUGGUCUCGACUGUGCCGUGCUCGGCUCGGAGCACGACUCACGCGCAUCCUUCCGCCCCACCCACGGCGAGCAGGCAUUGCUGCUCUUGUCCCUCGAUCCACAAGACGGCCUGCUUCAAUCGGCCAAGAGGCACGGCGAUUUGGUUAAGAUGGCCGUGCAGAGGUGCUGCAACCAGCAGGGCGACUCCGUCGUUGCCGUCGUCUCGUCUAGCCUCUUCGACCGCCCCUUCUCAGGUCUCAGCUUCAAGCAGAUCGAGCUCUACCUCAAGUGGCUCUAUGCGCAGGCUUGGAGCGUCGCCAUCAAGCGAGAGCUCAUGCUCGUCGACAUCACUGUCCUGCUGGUGCCGGAAUCCUCUUUGGAUACCGUCUCGAGGCGCCUCUGCAGUCGUCACACGCAGGUGCUCAUCGAUUCCGAAAAAGGCCAGUUGGCCGAGGCUACGAGCAAGAGCCUCGGUGUGACUGUCACCCAGCUCCAGUCCAGUAUCGACCUCCGAGAGCCUUUCGACGCAGUCGGACGCGACGAUGGCAAGGGUCUUGUCUGCUACCCUGUUGUUGCGCUCGGCGGCACUUUUGAUCACCUUCAUGUUGGCCACAAGAUUUUGCUCACCAUGGCCUCGCUCCUCGCCGAUCGCGAGAUCAUCGUCGGCGUGACGGACGAUGCCAUGCUCAUCAAAAAGUCCAACGCCGCCUUGCUCGAGCCGAUCGAAGAGCGCAUUGCGACGGUCAAUGCAUUCAUCAGUCUGGUGCGCCUGCCCUUCUCUCCGCUGGUGCAGCGCGUAGUCAAGCUCGAGGACGUGGCGGGGCCCGCGGCCACCGAGGCCGAUCUGCAGGCUCUGGUGGUUACCGACGAGACGCUCUCCGGCGCCGACUUCAUUGAUGGCAAGCGAAAAGAAAAUGCGCUGGCGUCGCUCGAGAAUUGGGUGAUUGGCGUGGUGGGUAGCGAAGGCGAGACCGACCUGCAGGGCGAUGCCAAAGCUCUGGCCGAGAGCAAGAUCGGCAGCACUGCCAUCCGCAAGUGGCUGGCCGCACAGGGUCCGCGUCGUGUCCAGGCGCUCGAGACGGCAAAGCGACACCGCGUUUCGCACCAGCUUCGCCUCUGCAGCAGCGACGAAGCGGAUAAGCCCGAGGGCGAGAACGAAAAGAUGGCAGCUCGACCGGUGGGAGCGAGCGUGCCUCCUCUCGGACUCUCGAAUCGCGCCGUAUUCGAGGGCUCGACGAUCCAAGACGAGCCGUCUGCGAGCGGGCAGCCGAUCGGCACGGCGAAAGAGUCUCUGUCUGCGGUGCUGCAGCAUCCUCCAUCGGAAGAGCAGCUGUCGGUCGAGACGCUGUGGCCCGAGCUGGAGAAAUUGUACGGCCAUGGCUACGAGCUGCUGUGGGUGAGCGCCAACCCUGCCCACCCUAUCGAUGGCGGGCGCACCGCAUUGGGCGGGCGGUUUGUGGCAUCGUGCUGCAAGGCAACGAGCGAGGAGCAUGCAGUGGUGCGCGUCCAUGACCGCCACCAGAACUGGCGCGAGUGUGCCGUGCUCGACGGGCACACGCUCAGCAUAACGCGCAUUCAGUGGAGCCUGGACUCGCGCUACAUCCUCACUUCAUCGCGCGAUCGCAGCUGGCGCAUGUACGAACGCAAGGGCGCGCUCCAAGGCGACAGCGAUGUGCGCUUCGAGCCAUUCACGGGCGAACGGUCACACGCGCGCAUCAUCUGGGACUGCGCGUGGUCCACCGACCUGUCGCGGCCGUACGUCUUCGCCACGGCGUCGCGAGACAAGACGGUCAAGAUCUUUGAGCUCGCUGCGUCCAAUGCCGACGGAAAGCCGUUCUCGCUGCUGUCAACGGUCAAGUUCAGCGAGGCUGUGACGGCUGUCGCGUUUGGAGCAGGGCUGGUGCUGGCGGUGGGCAAGGAGGAUGGCUCGGUGGAAAUUCUGGCCAAGUCGGAUGGCGAGGAGGGAGAGACGUGGCAGUCGACGCUGCAGGUGAAUGACAUGGCGGCGGAGCAGAUCAACCAGCUGGCGUGGCGGCCACCCGUGCUGGAGGAUGGCGACGAUGCUGUGCUCGCCUCGGCGUCGGAAGACGGUAUGGUUCGCCUGACUAGGGUUGUGGGGCUUUGA